This is a messenger RNA of Morus notabilis, 990 nucleotides long. Its product is annotated as ubiquitin-conjugating enzyme E2 5. The record is from RefSeq and is a predicted model, not a curated record. Gene Ontology annotation, cellular component: nucleus. Gene Ontology annotation, molecular function: ubiquitin conjugating enzyme activity. Bases 144 to 707 code for a protein of 187 amino acids. NCBI's taxonomy places the organism in Eukaryota, Viridiplantae, Streptophyta, Magnoliopsida, Rosales, Moraceae. The transcript is spliced from 6 exons. Gene Ontology annotation, biological process: ubiquitin-dependent protein catabolic process; protein polyubiquitination.
UUUGCUUAUCUCAGCUGUAAGAAACAAGCUCUCUCUUUCUCUCUCUCUCUAAACAUUUAGAAAGAAAAAAAAAAAAGAAAAUCCUCUCACGCAAACAAGGGAAGAAAAGGAAAACCAAAUUUUCGCAAAGAAAAACAAAAAUCAUGUCUUCCCCAAGCAAACGCAGAGAGAUGGACCUGAUGAAACUGAUGAUGAGUGAUUACAAGGUGGAGAUGAUCAACGAUGGCAUGCAAGAAUUCUAUGUAGAUUUCCAUGGACCCAGUGACAGUAAAUCCUUAUGUCCUUAUCAUGGAGGUGUAUGGAGGAUAAGAGUUGAACUCCCAGAUGCUUAUCCCUAUAAAUCUCCUUCAAUAGGAUUUGUCAAUAAGAUCUACCACCCAAAUGUUGAUGAGAUGUCAGGUUCUGUUUGUUUGGAUGUUAUCAAUCAGACUUGGAGUCCCAUGUUUGAUCUGGUAAAUGUGUUUGAAGUCUUCCUGCCGCAACUUCUUCUCUAUCCCAACCCAUCAGACCCUCUGAAUGGAGAAGCUGCGGCUCUGAUGAUGCGCGAUCGAGCUGCUUAUGAACAAAGAGUUAAAGAAUACCGUGAGAAGUACGCCAAACCAGAAGACAUAGGAGCCACGGCAAAGGACAAAUCAAGUGAUGAGGAACUGAGCGAAGAUGAAUCAGAUUCUGGCGAUGAGCAAGUCGUAGGCCAAGCAGAUCCCUAGAGAUGUUCCUGCGAUCAGUCCUCUGUAAACUCUCUAUCUGUACAUGAUGUUUUAGCUGUCUCAAAAUUCAUCCCCAACUCCAACAAAGACUGUAUAUUGGAUGGGGAAAGAAUUUCCCCAGCCUUCAUUUCCCUUCCAUUCUUGUAAAUAAUGUAUUGUUGGUUUCAUGUUGCUAUCUUUGGUAUGCUUAAUCAAUUGGACUCCAGCAGAUAAAUCCUGCUUUUCUGUAGGAAUAUUUUACGCGAACUUUUAGAUAAACAAGCCUCCAUUUUGGCACGUCAUG